AUGGAGCAGACGGUGACUCAGAAUCAUGAGCUGCUGUGGCUGUUCUGGAGGCUGUGGGGGCUGCGGCUCCAGCUGUGGGGGCUGCGGCUCGAGCUGCUGUGUGCCCGUGUGCUGCUGCAAGCCCGUGUGCUGCUGUGUGCCAGCCUGCUCCGGCUCCAGCUGCGGAUCCUCUGGGGGCUGCAAGGGGGUAAGCCCAGUUGCUGUCAGUCCAGCUGCUGUCAGUCCAGCUGCUGUAAGCCCAGUUGCUGUCAGUCCAGCUGCUGUCAGUCCAGCUGCUGCAAGCCCUGCUGCUGCCACUGCUGUAAGCCCAGUUGCUGUCAGUCCAGCUGCUGUCAGUCCAGCUGCUGCAAGCCCCGCUGCUGCUCUUCUGGCUCUGGCUCCUGUGACUGCUCUGAGGUCAUCUGCUGUGUCCCCAUUUGCUGCUAG
Messenger RNA from Elephantulus edwardii (Cape elephant shrew), 426 nucleotides. RefSeq names its product keratin-associated protein 5-5-like. The transcript has 4 exons. NCBI's taxonomy places the organism in Eukaryota, Metazoa, Chordata, Mammalia, Macroscelidea, Macroscelididae. Gene Ontology annotation, cellular component: keratin filament. The record is from RefSeq and is a predicted model, not a curated record. The coding region runs from base 1 to 426 and encodes 141 amino acids.